Messenger RNA from Podarcis lilfordi (Lilford's wall lizard), 4878 nucleotides. Lineage: Eukaryota; Metazoa; Chordata; Lepidosauria; Squamata; Lacertidae. The record is from the annotation of a GenBank genome assembly.
GGCGCCUUCCCGUGCGCGCCUUCCAGAUGUUGCCACGGGGAGUGGGCGUCCGAGGCUGCUCCUCCGCCCGGCCGGGAGCGCAAGGCGCGGAGCAGGGCGAGCCUUGGACCCGUGGAAGAGCCCGGUACGCGGCGAGGCUCCCCCCGGUACGUGCGGAGGGGAGAGGGAGGGGCUCCUGGGAAGGAGAAGAAAGCGGAGCUGGCUGCGCCCGUCUUUGUUCCCGGCGCCGCUGCAAGGCUGGCACGGAUGCUAUGGGCAUCAUCUGGGCAUCAGUCAGGUAAAGGGGGUGCAAUGCGAUCGCUGGGGGUGGGAGGGGGGUGUAGAUCCAGCUGGGGAGUGGGGAGAUGGUCACCGCUGGACGGGGGGUCCCUAUGCAGCAGCAGGCAGGGCCAGGAUGCCACGAGCAUCUUUGCGCACAUCUUGUGCGCGCACGGACCCAGGCUGCAAAGUCCUUGGGAAGCAAGGACUUACAUGGCACGGUUGGAGGCGGAGGAGUCAAACCGGGGGGGGGACGCUUACUCGUGCCCCCACCCCGCCUUACAACCCCCAGAGGACGGGAGCUGCUGGGGGUCGCUGCCUUCUGUGUCCCCACCGCCGCGCUCCGUGCGCCCUCUGCCUCCCCAGGAUUCAAGGACUGGGCGAGGGGUGGGGGAGAAAGUUGCCAAUUGAGGUGCCAGAUUCCCACAGCCCUCCCAGCACACAUCCAGCCCCCCAUUCUCAGGCACUGCCUUAGGCAUUCUUGGGCACUCUGGGGCUGAUGGGACUUGUAGUUCAAAGCAACUGGCCGUCUCCAGGUUGGUGAAUCUUUAGUCUAUUGCAGGAAUCUUUCGGGCAAACAUGGGGCUUGAACGCCUGAUCCUGAGUUUAAGAAUCCCAUAUUUUACCGACUGAGCUAUCCCAGAGGCUUUAUGAAAGUCGCAGAAAUCCUACGUUGGGCAAAGGAUUCCUGCCUUGUAUGGGGUUGGACUAGAUGACCAUAGAGGUCCCUUCCAACUCUACAAUUCUAUUAUUUUAUUAAAUAGGGCUGUGAAAAGGUAUACCAGGAGCAAUUUGCCUGCUUGGUGGUGUUGGAAGUCACAUUUUGGGGGCUUUUUUUUGAGCUCAAAACCUUAUAUAUAAUUGUGGAGUUGGAAGGGACCCUGAGGGUCAUCCAGUCCAACCCUCUGCAAUGCAGGAAUAUGCAGUUGUCCCAUACGGGGAUCGAACUCACGACUUUGGCGUUCUCAGCACCACGCUCUAACCAGCUGAGCUAUGCAUGCACCUUGUCUUCCAACAAAAUAUACCCGGAGGCAGCUUGCGUUUGCAAAGUGGCGAGGCAGAGAUGACUCUCUGCACAUGAUCAGAAGUGUGCUUGCUAGUUUCCAAGGGCUCGAUUCAGGCUAUCCUUGCUCCCUAAUCCUUCAAGAAUGAGCACAAAUGCAAGGUCUCUUCCCCGCUCCCUCCCUCCCUCGCUCAAUCUCUUGCUGAGCUCAGCCUUCCUCAAUAUGAGCAGAGCCAUAAGGGUCGCUGAGCAAUGUUCUCCGGCUCGCUAGGAAAACAGCUGGGAUUCUGGAGAGACGUUUUUGCAGAACGUUUCACGGCCACAAGCUCUGCGCCAGUGGAGGGAGCCAGAAAUAGACGCAGCUCCCGGCUUUGCAGAAGGAAAACCAAGUCCAGCCGUCAAGGCAAAACAAAAUGUACGCAGGGGGAGUUUGGCCUGUUCGUCUCAAGCAGCAACACCAGGAUUCCUAGCAGGGGGGUGGCUUCUGAAGAGAGGUGGAGGGGCUUCAAGUGGCUUCAAAGACUGGUCUCAUGGCCUGGUUGGAUGCAGAGGGAUGGUGGGAAGAACUGGCUGGGGAACCCCCAAGGGAAGGAGGUCCAGAGCCAGGGGGUGGGGCAACAGUGAGUGAUCAGAGGGAGAAGAGGGAGCAGACGGGGAGGAUGUGGUGUUGGGAGCUGGAGGGGCAACAGGGCUUAGUGAGCGGGAAGAGGCUGUGGCAGAGAGCGGUCCAGACUCAGAGGCUGCAGAGGAGAAGGGGCCAAGAGGCAGAGAUGGGUCAGGCUGAUGAAGAGUCACAGGGAUCCCCCUCCUGCUGCAACAAGCUCCCCUCCCGGCUGGUCUCCCAGGACCAGAAGAGGCACGAAAAGGGCAGAGGAGAGGUUGGCUGCACCCAGGCGCAGUCUCUGAUUGCUUGGGGAAAGCCCUGGAGAGGAGGGAACUUAGAUGGCUGUGGAGAGACAGGGACUUUCAGUCUCGGCAACUGAUCCAUGGGGCAAGACCUGCAGGGGAUGAGUUGCUGCACUCAUUCGGCCUGACACUUCUUUGCAGAUCGCACUUUUGCUAAUAGCGAGUUAACUCCAACUUGCACAGUGGGAUUUACUGCUGGCUCAUUCGUGAUCACUGGAGAAGGAGCCUAGCAUAGAUGCUGAGCGUCAUCUGUGCAUGCAUCAACAUCUCCAGACAGGACUACAAACAGGCUCUUUCUGAAGAUUCCAGGGAUUGAAGCGAGUGCCAUUCCAAAGUCUGUUUCUCUGCCCCAAAAGGGGGCUUUGUGGGGAACCCUCAGUGGGCUCACCACUCAGGGUACGUGCAGCUGUCCCCCAGACCGAUCACGUUCCUCAAAAACUGGCUGUAUAAAUUUCCUAAUUAUUUGUUCAGUGGACAUGUUUAUUUUGUGUGUGUCGUUCUGCAGGAAGCCUGGCAAAGGAAUGCCCCCUUCGUGCUUCCAAGCCUUUUCUGCAUCCACAUGAGAAGCAGCAGAGCCUGUGGACACGCUGCAGAUGGUAAUAUAAACUUUGGCAGGGAAAUACCUGAUGGAGGAACGCUGUCCCGCCACCCGUCCUGUCGCCCUCCCACCACCCAAAAAAACCCCUAUUGGCAGCUGUUAUUUGAAGAAGAAAUAUGUGAGUUUCGAUACCUGCUCCAGCCUGGAUUAAGAGCCAUGAAGUUUUGAAGGAGGCUGACCACAGAUGGAGGCAAGUGAGCCGAGAAACGCUGAGGGCUAGAAACACCACCAGCAUCAAUUUUUUCUUAAAAAAAGCCAUCCCGGGAGCAAGGGACAAAAAUAAACCGGAGCUCCCGGCAAGGAACAAAACAUGCAGACCUCCUCAGAGAGGAUAACAGAGGCCCAAUUUACCUUAUCUUAUGAUAUCAACAAACUCCCUUCACAGGGAGGGGAAGCGUCAAGAAAAAGCCUGAUUUCAAGGCCUUCUCCCGGGGCUGGGGGGACCGCGAGCAAACCUGAGGCGGGAGAACCGUAUCCCUCCGGAAGGGCUUUCUUCAAGCGGAGGUGCCCGUUCUGGCUGAAGAGGAAAGGGGCCGCCAAUCCGCCUCAGGUGGCCCCCAAGAGCCGCCUCUGCAUGGAGGCCACUCACGAGAGCCCCAUCCAGGCCGUCUGGAAGCCGGCCACGCGGGAAGACGCCCGAGGGCCGGACUCUGACGAGGAAUCUGUGCGAGGGAAAACAGGCACCUCUCUCCUCAGGAAACUCCUGUGCCUGAAGACACCCAGCGGCCCAGAGGCAGCACCGGCCCAGAGGGCGAGAGUCCAGUGUGGGCCUGUGGCCGCUCUCAGCAGAACCGCCGACCCACACGGGGAGUCUCCUCUGAAGUGGAAGCCCAGGGCUAAGGCCCCGAUCCCAGCAGAGGCCAGCUCCAUCGCAGAGACGGUGGCGGCCGAUCCGGUGGACAGGCUUGUUGGCUGGUGGGCGACGAAGCCAUGGAGAGCUUUCAGGGCCAUGCUGAGAUCCAGAGCCAAGAAAAGGUCGGUUCUCCCAGAGAGCAAGAGAAGUCCCAAGGCGGUGGAAGAACGGGAUAUUCGCCUCCCUGCAGAGCCUGAAACCUCGCCCAUCGCCAGGGUGGACGGAUCACCCCGUUUUUCACCCACGGAGGACAAAACUCUUGCAUCCGACGUAGGUGAAACUCAAGAGGAGGAUGAAGGCGAGCACCUGAGCUCCAGGUGUGGGCUGGAGAUCCAUGGGCGGACAGAGGAUGACAUUUCGGACCCUGCGACUGAACGGGAAGUGGACGAGCUCUGCACUUUCUUGAGCGAGGGAAGGCGGCUUCGGGAAGAGAGUCGAGGCCUCAGGGGCGUUUUUGAGUGGAGAGGAACUUGCCACCUUCCUGGGGGGGACGGAGUAGAGGCGGAAGACGUUGCAGACCAGGCCCCUGAGCUGGGAGACUACGGGUACUGGGCCGAGGCGUCGGACGGGGAGGAACAGGCUCUCGCCGAUCUCGCCGAAAACCCAGGCGGGCAGGGCAUGCUGAUGGCGACGAGAGAUCUGGGCUGGCUGAACAGCGAGUUGCUGGCAAGCCCAGUGGUUGGGUCGAAAGAAAAGCGGGGAAGGGAGGUUUCUGCCACAAGCAAUCCCGAAAGCAGAGAGAAUGGGCGUGUGGCGGGCGCCAGCAGAGAGACCCAACACAUCCUCCAGGAAGUGCUGCAUCUUAGCAGCUGCUCGGUUCCCCUGCCAGCCUCGCCACCUGGCAGAAGCGAUGCUCUGGAACCAGACCCUUACGACGCUCCCAGGGCCCACAUCGCGGAGGAAGAAAGAGCGCCAUCUCCUGGCUUCCCACAGACCCUGCUGACCCCGCUGGAGCCACCUCCCUCCUUUCCACCCAGAGGCCAAGGCCUUCAGGAGGGGCCACCCCUGUCAAGGCCAUGCCAGGCUCUCGCCGAGGACGGAGGAAGGGAAGUCUGCCAAAGGAGAGGGAGCUCUGGGCGGAAGCUGCCAUCGCCCACGGAGGAACCCGAGGCAGAGCUGGGAGAGGAGGACGACAAGCAGCGGCUGUACCAGGCUGCAGUGGAGAUUGUGGGUGCCGCCAUCGACGCCGCAGCAGAGCAGCUGGCAAAGGCGGCCGAGCGGGAGCAAGGGGAGCUGGGGUCCAGCAGAGAAUUUCCUUGA